AGUUUUCUUACUCAUCCACGCAUUCGUAGUUCCUGUUGCUUUUGAGUGUAGAUAAGAAGACGCUGCAGCAUAAACAGCCGCGUCAAAAUUCGAAUAAGAGUUGGAGGAGUUAAUUGUAAGGGCGGAUUUAUUGUUUGUGCUAGCAAUUGCAGCAAGAGAUUUCGCAGCAUGGUUCGUUGCCGUUGCCGUCGGCCUGCCGUACCCAACAGUGGCUCCGGCACUUGGUUGGGCAGAGCCAAAGCCUGCAAUUUGUCCAGCUCCGAAUGUUGAAUAUUGGCUCGGGGCAACGCCAGCGGCAGCAGCAUAUGCUGCAUCAGCAGACAAACGACUCACUUGAGUGGCUUGCACUUGUGCCUGAGCAGCUUGUGCGGCAUACAUUGAGGCCGCAUUCGUAGAUUGGUUCCCAUAUCCGUAAGAAGCCGCAACAGAGUUAUAGGUAGCGUAUGGAUUGGUUGUUGACGACCCGAACACGCUGCUUGA
Molecule: messenger RNA, 480 nt
Organism: Haemonchus placei
Lineage: Eukaryota; Metazoa; Nematoda; Chromadorea; Rhabditida; Trichostrongylidae
Source: the annotation of a GenBank genome assembly